UCAGAGCGCGGUACUCACUAAAGCCGCUCUUAUAUCGCGAUUCGUGUUAAAGCGUCAGCGUAAAAGUUUUGAAACAAAUAACUUAUUAAUGAUACAUUCAACAAAUCAAUCAGUAAAAUAAAGCAUUUUAAGAUAAAGCUUGAAACCUUUUUGAUGUUCCCAAUAUGUAAUAAAUAGAAGUGAAAAGUGCUUAUAUACAUCAAAAAAACUAUAUACUAGUGAUGCAAAUUUUAAAAUGUGAUUACAAAAUGUUCGACUAAUGGAUAAAAUGCAUAAUAAUACUAGUAUCGUGGAUAUCUCUAAGGACUCCAGGUUACAAUUAUUAGACAAAUUAAUAAAAGAGUGCUUUCUAGGAAAUGCCAGUUACAGCAAAAUAUUGACACUGGACAAAAUGGAACCCCAAGAUGAUGAUUUAUGGUGUCCACGAACAUUUGAUGGAUUUGCAUGCUGGGAUGCCGUACCUGCCAGCUCUACAUCAUUCCAAUACUGCCCGGAGUUUGUCAUUGGAUUUGAUCCAAACCGCUAUGCUUUUAAAAGAUGUACAGAAAAUGGCACUUGGUACAGGCACCCAGUGACUGAUAGGUCUUGGACCAACUAUACAACCUGCGUUGAUAUUGAAGACUUAAACUUCCGAAACAUCGUUAACAAUAUUUACAUCGGAGGAUACUCGAUUUCUGUUGUCGCACUGUUGCUGUCUAUAUUUAUUUUCCUAUAUUUCAAAACACUUCAAUGUACGCGUAUACGUAUUCACAUACACCUCUUCACUUCCGUCGCACUGAACAACAUCCUGUGGAUCGUGUGGUACAAGACGGUUGUCCAUCAAGUUGAUGUUGUCCAAAAUAAUGAGGCUUGGUGUCAAGUUCUUCACGUCAUAACAAACUUCUUCAUGGUCUCCAGUUACAUAUGGAUGUUUUGUGAAGGUCUACAUUUGCACAUUGCUCUUGUAGUAGUUUUUGUGAAGGAAGACAUAGCAAUGCGAUGGUUCCUAGCGGUCGGUUGGGGACUGUCUCUAAUCAUCGUCAUGGUUUACGCUAUCGUCAGAUAUAAUACACCCGAAGACACAGAAAGAUGCUGGAUGGACCAAAGCGACGCUUUCUGGAUUAUUAUAGUACCUGUGCUCCUAUCGCUCGUGGCUUCGUUUGUAUUUUUGAUCAACGUGGUUCGAGUUUUGCUCACCAAACUACACCCGGUCCCGAACCAACAUGCUUCAUUAGCUGCUAGAAAAGCAACGAGAGCUGCACUUAUACUGAUACCUCUUUUCGGACUUCAUUUCGUGCUUAUACCAUUGCGGCCACCCUCUGGUACUCAGGAAGAGAGGGUCUAUCAGAUAGUUUCUGCAUUUCUUACUAGUUUACAGGGCCUCUGCGUCGCCGUCCUGUUCUGCUUUACUAACCACGACGUGUUGACCACUACCAAAGCUGCACUAACUAAGAUCCUGAGAACCAGCGAUGUCAUAGCUAUGACAGGAAUAACUGGUGGAGAUAGCUUAGUAAAUACGAGAGAAAACGCAGUUUAAAAUAUCCAACUCUAAACGGUAGUGUAUAAAUAUUAAUAUUAUGCUUUCUGAGAUAAAUUUUAAUACUCCCAGGAAAGAUAUGUUCAUUAGUAGCUUAAAUGUAUACUGUCAUAAGCAGUAAAACUUUAAAAUAUAUAUAUAUAUAUAUAUAUAUAUAUAUAUAUAUACUGAUAAGGCGUAACAGAAAUUAUAUAUUUAACUGUAAACCAACUUUUGUUACUAUGGAACUGAACGAAUUCUCUCUAAGAAGAUAUUAUGUAAUAGCAUUAGCAACAAUUAUUAUAAUAAUAGUCUAUAAUAAUUUAUGUAUCAUCUGUUUGAUUUAUACAUGGUAUAUUGAGUAAAUAGUUUUGCCACUUUUAUCGAAAUUGGUCAAAAAGACAUAAAAAUAUGAUGUUAGACAUUAAUGCUGAAAAAUUUAUACAAAAACUAGAAAAAAGUGUAUUCUAGUUAAGUAUCCGUUCUAUUCCAAUCAUGUUAAGUAUAUAUCUGAUAUCUGAUGCCCUGUUAAUUUGAUGAAAAUAUAAUUAUAUAUAUAUAUAUAUAUAUAUAUAUAUAUAUAUAUAUAUAUAUGUGUGUGUGUGUGUGUGUGUGUGUGUGUGUGUGUGUGUGUGUGUGUGUGUGUGUGUGUGUGUGUGUGUGUGU
Galleria mellonella (greater wax moth) is the source of this 2161-nucleotide messenger RNA. It is a transcript of the gene NGR-B4, whose product is annotated as calcitonin gene-related peptide type 1 receptor-like. Gene Ontology annotation, biological process: cell surface receptor signaling pathway; adenylate cyclase-modulating G protein-coupled receptor signaling pathway. Gene Ontology annotation, cellular component: plasma membrane. The transcript has 13 exons. NCBI's taxonomy places the organism in Eukaryota, Metazoa, Arthropoda, Insecta, Lepidoptera, Pyralidae. Gene Ontology annotation, molecular function: G protein-coupled peptide receptor activity. The coding region runs from base 260 to 1516 and encodes 418 amino acids. The record is from RefSeq and is a predicted model, not a curated record.